Messenger RNA from Sardina pilchardus (European sardine), 4028 nucleotides. Its product is annotated as semaphorin-6C-like. Gene Ontology annotation, biological process: neural crest cell migration; semaphorin-plexin signaling pathway; positive regulation of cell migration. Gene Ontology annotation, cellular component: plasma membrane. Gene Ontology annotation, molecular function: chemorepellent activity; semaphorin receptor binding. The coding region runs from base 515 to 3919 and encodes 1134 amino acids. The transcript has 20 exons. NCBI's taxonomy places the organism in Eukaryota, Metazoa, Chordata, Actinopteri, Clupeiformes, Clupeidae. The record is from RefSeq and is a predicted model, not a curated record.
UGUUGUGCUGUGUCGGUGACUUUUGUUGACAGAAGAUAAACAUUUACCCGACUAAACAACGGAUUUUCCUCUCGUCACACCUCUCCGCAUCGGGACAACUGGAUUACCAAUUCUUCUAAAACGUUUUUCUUCACACAAAACCAGGACACAAGACACAAGGUCACAAGGUUUAAUGCCAAUAGAAGACCUGCAUUUCGGCGAGGAUAAAGAGCUGAAGAUCAUCCCACUCGUGGCUUUCGCAGUGUUGACAGGCUAAGGAAAUGGCAAAGUAUCAACCUGAGGGGGUUUAAGCCCCCCCCCCAUCUUCCCUCACCAACCAAAUGCCUCUUUCUCUUCGCCUGAUGGACCUUGAGACCUGUAGAGGGCAGAGCUUCUGAUUGGACGUCUCAUCCAUCCAUCUCUCGGGGACACAACUGACAGUGGGAGGGAGACAUCAGCAGGUCUUCGCCAUGCCGUGCUGAAAAGCCUUUCGACGGACCCUCCUCAUCCUCCUCCUCAUCAUCAGCCACUCGAGAUGAGCAGCUCGGCGGCCACCCCGCGGCCCCUCCAGGUGGCCACGCUGCCCGCCUUCCUCCUCCUCCCCCUCUUCCUCCUCCUCGUCCUCCUCUGUCAUCGACCCCUGGCCUCGGCGUCGCCCUCCCCCUUCCCCAAGGACCUGGCGGCCCUCAACGUGGUGGGCCCGGAGCAGUCCUACCUCUACCCAGGCUUCCAGGGGCUGACCUCCGACAACGACACGGUGCGACUGGGCCUGGACUUCCAGCGGAUGCUGCGCAUCAACCACAUGCUGUACAUCGCAGCCAGAGACCAUGUGUUUGCAGUGAACCUCAGCACCACCACAGAGCAGAUCGUCCCCCAGCAGCGGCUGACGUGGAGGUCGAAGGAUGUGAAGAUGUGUGCGGUGCGCGGGCGAAACAGCGACGAGUGCUAUAAUUACAUCAAAGUCUUGGUGCCCCGGAACGACGAGACUUUGUUUGCAUGCGGCACCAAUGCCUUCAACCCCGCAUGUCGCAACUACAAGAUGGACACUCUGGACCAGGUCGGAGAGGAGCUGGUGGGUCAGGCCCGCUGCCCGUUCGAGUCCCACCAGUCCAACGUGGGCAUUUUUGCAGGGGGGAACUUCUAUUCAGCCACCAUGACUGACUUUUUGGCCAGCGACGCGGUCAUCUACCGCAGUCUUGGAGGAGAGGGGAGCCCGGUCCUCCGAACGGUCAAGUACGAUUCCAAGUGGCUCCGAGAGCCUCGUUUCCUCCAUGCCAUCGAGUAUGGCAACUACGUCUACUUCUUCUUCAGCGAGAUUGCAGUGGAGUACACCUCUCUCGGCAAGGUGGUGUUCUCGCGGGUGGCGCGCGUGUGUAAGAACGACGGCGGUGGCUCGCCGCGGGUGCUGGACCGCUACUGGACGUCCUUCCUGAAGGCGCGGCUCAACUGCUCGCUGCCCGGCGACUCCUUCUUCUACUUCGACGUCAUGCAGUCGCUGAGCAACGUGCUGCAGAUCAACCAGCGGCCGGCCGUCAUCGGCGUCUUCACCACACAGAUGAACAGUAUACCCGGCUCAGCUGUGUGUGCGUUCUACAUGGACGACAUCGAGAGGACCUUUAAUGGGAAGUUCAAGGAGCAGAAGACCAGUGAGUCUGCCUGGACACCAGUGGCCGAGGAACAGGUGCCCAAACCCAGGCCUGGCUCGUGUGCGGGAGACGGCCCCGCGGCCGCCUACGCCUCGUCCACCAGCUUCCCCGACGACAUGCUGACCUUCAUCAAGUCCUACCCGCUGAUGGACGAGGCCGUGCCCUCGGUGGGCGAGCGCCCGCUCUUCGUCCGCUCCGCCAGCAGGUACAAGUUGACCCAGAUGGCGGUGGACACAUCUGCCGGGCCCUAUAAGAACCGCACCGUGCUGUUCCUCGCCUCCGAGGACGGACACGUUCUCAAGGUCUUGGCGAGCACCGACCCCAACGCCACCUCUGGCUCCACACUUCUGGAGGACAUCGACGUGUACAACCCCGCCAAGUGUGAUGUCCAAGGGGACGACAGGAGGGUCCUGGGUCUUGAGCUGGACAAGGAGCACCACGCCCUGUUUGUAGCCUUCUCCACCUGUAUCAUCCGAGUCCCUCUCAGCCGCUGCAACAACUACGGCACCUGCAAGAGGAGCUGUCUGGCCUCCCAGGACCCCUACUGCGUUUGGCUGAAGACAGGGAGCUGUGCCAGCGUGGUGCCAGGCUUUAAGGCUGGAUUUGAGCAGGACAUCGAGGGCGACCACUCAAAGUACCCCGACACCUGUCACAAUGUGCUGGCUACUACUCGAAAUCAGAACUCGGCAGCAGACUCGGCUUAUGGUGUCAAGGGAGCCCCGGAGAUGGACAAGGCCAGCCACAGCGUCCACUACACGCUCCUGAUCGCGUGCGUCCUGGUGGCGUUCGUCCUCGGCGCCUUCCUCUCAGCCUUCGUGGUCUCGUGCUACUGCAGCCACAACGCCCGCCGCCGCCGCCGCGGCCAGCAGCUGGACAAGGACCCCGAGACGCCCCUGCCCCACGCGCUCUCCCUGCGCAGCCUGGCCAAGCUCAACGGCCUGCUGGACGCGCCGCCCGGCGGCAAGAUGGACGGCAAGAUGGACAUCUCCUCGCCCAAGGUCUACAACUCCUACAUCCCCAACGGGAAGGAGCACUGCACCCCCGUCAGCCACGGCACGCCGGGCGCCGAGAGCCGGGACCUGAGCCUGCACCAGGGGGAGGACCUGUCGGGGCUGCCCACGCCGGACACCACGCCCGAGCUGCCCAUCAAGAGCAUGAAGGGCUUCCGCAACCAGUGGGAGCGCAAUCAGAACUGCAACAACGCCAAGGAGCCCAACGUGGCGUCCCUCGGCGGCGGCGGCGGCGGCGGCAGCUUGUCGUCCAGGCCCUGCUCGGGGCUGACCCAGCAGGUGUACCCCUUCUCGCACAGCCUGCCCAACGGCCAGGGCCCCGCCGGGCUGUCCCUGCACCUGCCCGAGGAGCGCAAGAUCUCCAACGACGAGCGGGCGGCCAUGGCGGGGGGGGCGGCGGCCUCCUCCCCGUCGCCGGCGCAGCCGCCGUACUCGCUCGGGCCGCAGUCGGUGGUGGACGUGUCGACGCUGGACGAGCUGCUGAAGCACAUCCAGGAGGCCAACGCCAGCGGGGCGGGCGGGGGCGGCCUCGCCGUGCUCACCUCCGCCCUGCUGCCCGGUGCCUCCAGCCCCGCGUUCUCGCUACCGCAGCACCACCACCACCAGCAGCAGCACCAUCACCACCACCACCUCCACGCGCAGAUCCCCGAGACGGAGACGGCGUCCUACUACAGCUCGUCCACGCUGCCCCGCGACGGGCUGACGCGGCGGCUGGACGUGCCGCCCGAGGCGCUGGCGUCCGACCAGCCGCACCACCACCACCACCACCCGCCGCUCCAGCAGCAGCACUCGCACCACCACCACCUCCAGCAGCAGCAGCAGCAGCAGCAGCAGCUGCAGCCCGUGCCGGAGCGCUCGGUGUCCCGGCAGCCCUCGCAGCAGCGCCAGUCCCUGAUCCGCAUGGGCAGCAGCGCGGGCGCCGGGGGGGUGGGCGGCGGGGGGGGCGCCAUCCCCCGCCAGCGCGGCAGCAUGAGCCAGUGGCCGGCGGCGCAGCAGCGGCUAGUGCGGGUCAGCUCGGGCUCAGGCUCAGGCGGCGGCUACGAGAUCGGGGAGGUGAGCCGGCCGCUCAUCCCCGGCGCGGGCGGUGGCGGCGGCGGUUCUGGUGGCGGCGGUGGCGGUUCCGGUACCUGCCUGACGCGGCAGCACAGCUACAGCGAGCCGCCUCACAUGCACCGCGCCGCCAUCGUGAGACGCACGGCCUCGCUCAAGCCCCAACUGCCCCCCAAGCCCCUCCUGCUCCCCGCCUCCUCGCCCCUCGGCCAGCAGGGCAAGUUCAACUACUGACCGCCCCCCCCCCUACUGACCCCCCCCCCUCCUCAAGGACCAACCUAGCGUCCUCUCCUUUCUCCCCCCCCCCUUCCUGUCCAAGGAUGCACCACCACGGAGCUGUACA